GGGGAUCAAAAUCCUACUCUACACCUCCUCGCGGUGGUCCCUGGGCAACAACCUUUAUGGUUGGCCAAGUAGAGAGGUUUCGCAGCGCAUCGUGCUGUUCAAUUAUCGUUCUCACCAUGCACACUCAGCUCUCUUUGCACAUCACGACCAUCCUAGUCUUUAAGCUUCUUUGUCGCGCAUCUUCGGUCUCGAGUCGCAUUCACAGCAAGUCCGCAAGGCUCCAUGCGACCAGUCUCCGCGACACUUCGAUCAUCAACCCUCCUGCACGCUCGCAUUGCCCUCCAUCCGGGCGCAAAGCUGCUCGGCCCCCUCGGAAUGUCCAGUGAUGUUUUUAGCCAUCGACAGCGCUAUGCGCAUUCAAAGGUAGUCGUAGAUAGAAUCAAUCUUGUUUGUCUCC
Aplosporella prunicola CBS 121167 is the source of this 397-nucleotide messenger RNA. RefSeq lists its product as uncharacterized. The record is from RefSeq and is a predicted model, not a curated record. The transcript has 3 exons. Bases 57 to 326 code for a protein of 89 amino acids. Lineage: Eukaryota; Fungi; Ascomycota; Dothideomycetes; Botryosphaeriales; Aplosporellaceae.